Messenger RNA from Sander lucioperca (pikeperch), 1028 nucleotides. It is a transcript of the gene ucn1, whose product is annotated as urotensin 1. Lineage: Eukaryota; Metazoa; Chordata; Actinopteri; Perciformes; Percidae. The record is from RefSeq and is a predicted model, not a curated record. Gene Ontology annotation, cellular component: extracellular region. The transcript is spliced from 2 exons. Gene Ontology annotation, molecular function: hormone activity. The coding region runs from base 323 to 763 and encodes 146 amino acids.
UCAGAAACCCCCUCCUCAUAUGCUCCUUUUUGUCCCCCUGGGAGGUCACUCAUAGAAAGGAAUUAAACCAGUAACCUUAUUUCCUGUCACUCACCGCAUCCCCAGCUGUCCCUCAGGACUAUAUUGCUUUGUCGUCUCGAUAGUUGUCCAGUUUCCAAACCGGGCUCUGUGUUUGCAUUGACGUCAAACGAGCAGGCUGGAUGUAUAAAACCCUCCGUCCUCUCCAGUCGCCGCUCACAGGGACUUUUCAGACUCGGCUCCGACCUGAGAUCCCACCGGCCGACCACAAAGUUCAGCUGCAGCAUCUGGAGAGAAUAAAGACAUGAAGCCAGUCCCCCUGCUCCUUCUCCUCUCCUCGGUCCUGCUCUCAUCACACCUCCGCCCCGCUGCCGGUAGACCGCGCAUCCUCCCCGGCUGGCUGGAUAGCAGCGGCCGCCUCCAGACGCAGCAACUGGGCCAAGCGCUCCUCAGAGCGGCCGCCGCCGGGGACAGCACCGCGUCAGAUCUACUGGGCGACAACAUCCUGAGGUUUCUCCAAAAAAGAAACCUGAACCCUCUGCGCCUGCUCCCACCCGAAGAGGAGAGUGAGGAGGAUGAGGCGGUGAGGACGGCGGCGCAGCUGUGGAAACGGAACGAAGAUCCGCCGCUGUCCAUCGACCUCACCUUCCACCUGCUGAGGAAUAUGAUCCAGAUGGCCCAGAUAGAAAGCCAGAGGGAGCAGGCUCAGCUCAACCGCAAAGUCCUCGACGAGGUCGGGAAGUAAAGCUCUAUUUUUUUUUUAAUUGCCUCGUUAAAACAGCCAAACCGCUGUCUAAGUAUUUAAGACCUCUGACAUUAGUUGUUGUUUGUGCGCCUGCCUUCCUCUUCACAUCAUUUUUAUGCACAGCUGGUGCCAAUUUACGCAUCACAGCACCCGCGAGUAAAAUGUAAACUUCUUAAGUGUUAUUUAAAGACUUUGUUGGGAAAUAUAGAAUCGGACUUCUCAGACCCCCUGACCCCUUCACCGGCCCCUGGCUUCACCCCCAGCC